UAUAAAUACAUUUAGUCCUGUUUAGACUGUCUGCAGCAGCUCCGUCUGGAAGGUCACACCAUGGCAGCAGCAAAGAAAGUCUGUAUUGUGGGCUCUGGAAACUGGGGCUCUGCCAUUGCCAAGAUUGUCGGCGUCAAUGCAGCCAGGCAUGACCAGUUUGACACAACAGUGAACAUGUGGGUGUUUGAGGAGAUGGUGAAUGAUCGAAAACUCACAGAGAUCAUCAACACGGACCACGAAAAUGUGAAAUAUCUGCCCGGACACAAGUUACCACCUAAUGUGUUGGCCAUUCCAGACUUGGUACAGGCAGCCGAAGGAGCCGACAUCCUUAUCUUCGUGGUUCCUCACCAGUUCAUCAUCAGAGUGUGUGACACCAUCAAAGAUCAUGUCAAGAAGGACGCCAUAGGAAUAUCUCUCAUCAAGGGUAUCGAUGUGGGUCCAGCGGGUUUGAAGCUCAUCUCACAGGUCAUCCGAGAGAAGCUUGGGAUCACCAUGACAGUCCUGAUGGGAGCAAACAUCGCCAAUGAAGUUGCUGAGGAGAAAUUCUGUGAAACAACCAUUGGAUGCAAAGAUAAAGUUCACGCUUCCAUUUUGAAGGACCUUAUGCAGACCGAAAAUUUUCGUGUGACUGUGGUGGAAGAGUUGGAUGUAGUGGAGAUCUGCGGGGCACUGAAGAACAUUGUAGCAGUGGGAGCAGGUUUCUGUGAUGGCCUGGGAUUCGGCGACAACACCAAAGCAGCGGUGAUCCGUCUUGGCCUGAUGGAGAUGAUUGCCUUUGCCAGGGUCUUUUGCACAGAUUGUCCUGUCUCCCCUGUAACUUUCCUGGAGAGCUGCGGAAUAGCUGACCUCAUCACAACCUGCUAUGGUGGACGCAACCGCAAAAUCGGGGAAGCCUUCGCGAAAACGGGCAAAACCAUUGAGGAGCUGGAGAAAGAGAUGCUCGGCGGUCAGAAGCUACAAGGUCCAGCGACUGCGACUGAGGUCCAUCAUGUCUUGAAGCAGAAAAACAUGGUGGAAAAGUUUCCUCUUUUCACCGCCGUGUACCAAAUCUGCUUCAAUGGCCACCCGGUCUCAGAGUUCAUCAGCUGUUUGCAGAAUCACCCUGAGCACAUGUGAAGGACCGACUCCCUGCCAGAUCAAUGCCUGAAAGGCAGUUGUGGAGCUGCCUGUGGCUCAAUGUGUAACACAGUCAAUUAGGCAGACGACUGUUCCUGAAAUCCUCAAAUGUUUACAUGCCGAACUGGGAAAAGUGGAUCGCCACCUCUAACAUAAGAUCUCUC
Messenger RNA from Thalassophryne amazonica, 1280 nucleotides. It is a transcript of the gene gpd1b, whose product is annotated as glycerol-3-phosphate dehydrogenase 1b. Gene Ontology annotation, cellular component: cytosol; glycerol-3-phosphate dehydrogenase (FAD) complex. Bases 61 to 1116 code for a protein of 351 amino acids. Gene Ontology annotation, biological process: glycerol-3-phosphate catabolic process; carbohydrate metabolic process. The record is from RefSeq and is a predicted model, not a curated record. The transcript has 8 exons. NCBI's taxonomy places the organism in Eukaryota, Metazoa, Chordata, Actinopteri, Batrachoidiformes, Batrachoididae. Gene Ontology annotation, molecular function: protein homodimerization activity; NAD binding; glycerol-3-phosphate dehydrogenase [NAD(P)+] activity.